GCCGGGGGAGGGGAGGGCAUGGCGGGGCUCCGCUAGCGCCAGAGCUCGGGUGGUGGUUGUGGCCUCUCACGGCGCUUCUUCGCCCCAAAGCGCGGGCUCGGCCCCGCACCGGAAGGCAUAAUGUUUUUAACAACAGUAUUACUCCAAAAGAGAAUUCCUGGAAAACAGUGGAUUGGAAAGUACAGGCGACCAAGAGUGGUUACCCUUUCAAUGAAGGAAGCAAUGAUCCGAAGGUUGGAAAUUGAAGCAGAGAAUGAAUACUGGCUGAGUCGACCUUACCUAACACGGGAACAGGAGUACAAACAUAACACGGAACAGAGACGUGCAAGAUGGGAAGCUUUCAAAAUCCUGAUGAGAGCCAAGUUUCCUGAGCACAGAUAUAUCAGUGAUCAUUUAAACCACUUAAAUGUGUCAAAAAAGUGGACUUGAAUAACGGUGUAUUUAUAUUUGGUGUGUAUUAUGCACUACCCUGGGAUCUGCUGUUGUACCUACUAUGGCAGUUUUGUAAUUCAAUAUAAUAAGGGUAGAUGACAAACAAGACUUUGUUACAGUAUACAAAAUCUAACAUUAAAAAGUAGUCCUACAGAA
Molecule: messenger RNA, 588 nt
Organism: Tyto alba (common barn owl)
Lineage: Eukaryota; Metazoa; Chordata; Aves; Strigiformes; Tytonidae
Gene: MRPL57
Product: mitochondrial ribosomal protein L57
Exons: 2
Coding region: 121-429 (102 amino acids)
Biological process (GO): mitochondrial translation
Cellular component (GO): mitochondrial ribosome
Molecular function (GO): structural constituent of ribosome
Source: RefSeq, a predicted model, not a curated record